CGUCGCGCGCGUUGCGCGUUGCUGGGGGGGGGGGGGGGGGGGGGCUGCGCCGUCCCGGUUUCCACGGGGACGGGCCGCCGCGCGCGCGGUAACCGCGGCAACGGGCGGCGGCGGUGGUGUCAUGGCGGGCUGGCGGCGGCCGCUGUGCCGCAGCGGCUCCUCCCGUUCCCGCAGGCCGGCGGCGGCGGCGGCCGGGCAGGCGACCCGGGUGUCUGAGGAGAAGCGGGACGAGGGCGACGCGGCCCUGUGGGAGCACCGGCCGGCGGCGACCGAGGCGUCCCGGGCCGAGCACCGGCCGGCUAGCCGCCGGCGGCCCGACAGCGCCGCGGAGCUGCCACGGCGGCGGCAGGAGGCGGGCAGCGAGGCGGCGGCCGCGGUGUCGUUCCUCGCGGAGCAAGGCCGGGAGGAGGCGGAGGAGAAAAGACUGGAAGAAGAUGUUGAGAAAAAGCAAAUAAUGAUGGCAGAGACCGCCCAGUGUGAGGCUGUUCUGCAGCUGAACAGCACCGGAAGAGAGGUGUUGAAGGAGAAUGUUCAUCUUCGCAAUGCAUUUGCUUACCAGCUGAAAGAGACAAUAGAAUUGAAGAAAAUCAAACAGAAGUUAGAAGAAGACAGAACUCUUCUGUUAAAGGAGAAGGAAACCAAUGAGGGUUUGAUUCGAAAAAAGAUGCUACAGAUCAAUCGCCAGAAAGCACAAAUUGGAGAUCUGCAGCAUAAAGUGAAAAAGCUGGAGAUGGCCUUAUGUCACACGCCCAGAGGAUCUGUGAGAGAGACUCAGAAAAAACAGCAUCAGGCACUGAUAGAAAACCAGGCAAGCAUGAUGGAGAUCAAGAAACUGCAGCAAUUACUAGAAAUGAAGGAUCGGGAGAUGAAUCGAGUGAAGAAACUAGCCUGGAAUAUCCUAAAUGAGAGGACUGAGGUGGAAAGGUUCUUCCUAGAUGCUCUGGAACAUGUGAAGCAGGAGAUCAUAUCCAGUAGGAAGGACUAUAAGAGAAAGGCCCAAACUGCCUAUUACAGGAAAAUGAUGGAGGCAUGUGCAGGGAAGGAAGAAUUUCCCAAAAUCAAAACUUUCAAAAGCAACAUAAAUAGCACAAAUAGUGUGUACAGAGACCUAGAGGAAGCACAGAAAUGCUACUGGGAUAAAAUACAGUUUGAAAAAGUGGAUAUCAGUGAGUUGACAUGGGAACAAAAAGAACGUGUUCUGCGAUUGCUUUUUGCCAAAAUGAAUAGCACAAACCCACAGAAACACACCAGCGUUUUGGCUACUUCAGCUCCAGGUCCUGACAACACUAAAGAAGAAAGCAAAAUUGGACAGAAAAAAAACAGACGUGGAAGCCACAGGCCCUAAUUCUCAAAGGUGCUUAAACUGUUUUAACAAAAGUUUUGGAUUUAAAGAGUAUCAAACAGCUUUGACAAUUUAGACUGCAGUACCUUCGAGGCAAGAAACAAUUUUUAAUAGGAGACAGAAGGUUGACUAUAAAACUGUAUUUGAAUAGCAUCUAAAGAAAUUCAUGAGAGACUUUAUACUGAGAUUAUAUUUUUGUAUAAUAUAAAAAGAAGAUAUAUUCUUUAGCUUAAUUUUUAAUAGUGAGUGCUGAAAUAAAAAGAAUAAACAAGUGGGUGGAAAACUAACAGCAGUGAGAUGAGGCAGGUACAUCCGCAGCUUGAUCUAAAAAGGCAUUUCAUUAAAAAAGGCAGAUACAAGAUUUAGAUUUCUAGUACAAAAUUUAAACCCAUCUGUUUAAAAAAUGCUGUUGGAAAUACAGAUAAUCAGAAAAGAUGCUUGCACACAAAUGAAGAGAUUAUACAAGUGUCUAGAAUAGGUCUGAAGAAAGUGCAGGGAUACUCCUGGAAUUCUUCAGGGAGCAAGUAAGCUUGAUAAUAAAGAUUGCUUUUGUUACAGGAGAAGGUAGGUUUUAGAAUUUCUAAAGGCAAGAUGUGUAAUGGGUUUUAAUAGGACAACAGAAAAGUCAGAAUAGCAAUACUAAUUAAGAAGAAAAUUAAGGUGUUUUGAAAGUGAAUGACUGUAGACAAUAUUAGAGGCUGUUAAUUAGUAUUCCUUUCCCAGGUGCAUGAAUGAAUGCCAGUGUCUUAAUGGUGAUUUACCUAGAACAUCUUACCUUUGCAAAGAAAAAUGCUUCUCCCAACCUAAUAUUCAUUACACAGCAGGUUGGAUUAUCAGAUUCAUCAUCUUCUGCAGUAAUCUUUCUGCAUAUUCAGAUGUUAACACCACAGAGUAAGGCAGCUGUACACUCUGCAUGAACAACAGCCUCGGUAAUUACUGACUCAUCUGCACUUUUCAUUUUGGAAGUUAUCUUGUGAGCAAAGCUGCUAAUUCUAAAUCCCAUCUGCUGCACUGCUGCGUUGACUACAUGUUUGAAAUAUAUCUGAAAUAUAGUUAUUUUCCUCCUUCUUAAAGAUUUUAUUCUUUCCCAAGCCAGGAGCUUGGAGGACCCUGUAGAAAGCACUAGGAUUCAGACUAGUUGUUAGAACUCUGUAUAUAGGUGUUGCCUUGAUUUGAUCAAGAUAUAUUUUCAGUUUGUAAUAAAGUAAGUUGCGUGAAGCUUA
Tyto alba (common barn owl) is the source of this 2565-nucleotide messenger RNA. It is a transcript of the gene BBOF1, whose product is annotated as basal body orientation factor 1. The coding region runs from base 122 to 1345 and encodes 407 amino acids. The record is from RefSeq and is a predicted model, not a curated record. NCBI's taxonomy places the organism in Eukaryota, Metazoa, Chordata, Aves, Strigiformes, Tytonidae. The transcript has 7 exons.